This is a messenger RNA of Sapajus apella (tufted capuchin), 7102 nucleotides long. RefSeq names its product TNF alpha induced protein 8 (gene TNFAIP8). Gene Ontology annotation, cellular component: cytoplasm. The record is from RefSeq and is a predicted model, not a curated record. Bases 5306 to 5938 code for a protein of 210 amino acids. Gene Ontology annotation, biological process: regulation of apoptotic process. NCBI's taxonomy places the organism in Eukaryota, Metazoa, Chordata, Mammalia, Primates, Cebidae. Gene Ontology annotation, molecular function: cysteine-type endopeptidase inhibitor activity involved in apoptotic process. The transcript has 2 exons.
AAGUGCUGGGAUUACAGGUAUGAGCCACCUUGCCCAGGCUGGAAAGGUUUUUGAAACUUACUUUUCAAAAAAAACUUGGUUUGAAAAUAGCCACAUGAUAUAUCUCACUACAUAAUGAGAAAGCUCUCUGUCUUCUAGAGAGGGAAUGGAGAAUAGAAGUGCUUGGCUGGCAUUCUCUGGAAUAUUGUCUUUUCAAGAAACCACAUUCUAUUGCCUUAAAAACAAAAGGAGGUUUAACACAAUGCAAAUGGAAAUGAGAAUGGGUGAGGCACAGAUGAGAAGACAGCAGAACGUGGUAAAUAAGUGACCACCCAAACCAAGAGAGAAAUCAGUGAUGACCAAGUGACAAGGUUGUGAAGGGAGCCAGAGAGGUUAAAACAGAAAAAAAUAAUAGGUUGGUGAUGGAGGGAAGAUGAGAAAUUUAACUUGGGAAAUAUUCAUGGCCUUAUUAACCAGAAUUUCUAGAAAUUUACCUUACGAUUGGAUAGUUUUUCUUGGCAAAUUGAGAGUUUAAUUAGUUUAGUAUUUUAUUACUAGGGAUCAAGUUCAGUUUUACAUGAGGUUUUGCAAUGGAAUGAUGCUAUAAAAUGUCAGGCCUCUGUUUAUAUUCAGUUCAGUAGAGAAUAAACCACAUUUAAGUGCCAGCAUAUUUAUUGCAGCCAGCACUCAGUGUUUCUUUGCUUUCUAAAUGCUGAUUCUGUGUUUUCAUUGGUAGUGUAGGUGUGAAGGGAGACUUGAGCAUGAAUCAUAGGAAGACAGACGUAGAUGCUCAUUCUGCAGGCCUAGGGCCCAGCAAGUGCCACAGCUGUGCUGCUCAUAGCUAGUGGUGGGAUUCUGGGCAAGCCUUUCCGUCUCCUUGGAUGGCCUUGUUUUCCUUGCUUGUGAAAUGAGGUUAGAUGGUAUCAGCGGUCUUGCCAACACCCAAGUUAUGUGAUUCUAAGAGAAAUUAGAAGACAGCCUUCUUUUUUUUUGCUUCUAACAAUAACAUUUUUUAUACAAUUUAUACUUAAAACAUAGAAACAAGUACUACACGAUAGAAAGGCCUACCUUCCCAUGCUUACCUUUUGUGCAGCGCAUUUGGGUGGGCAGCCUGAAUGGCAGCUGUGGUGAUGACAGACGUGAGCAAUCUCUGCCCCAGUGCUGGCCCUCAGCAGCAGUUGUUCACACUGCUUAACUCACCACUCUACCUGGCCUUGGGAGUUAUUUUGCGUUUCUAUUAAACCUAAAGCUAUUAUUCCUAUUUUCCAUGUGGUCUGCUCUUUGUGCUUUUUGCCUGGUGAAUCAUGGAUGUUUUUGUGAUAUGAUACGAAGACAAAAAAGCCAGCAGAUGUAAGCUCAUAUUCCAGCAUUCUGCUGAACAGAUGUUACCUUUAUGGAGCUGGGUUUCCACACCUGUAACCUGAGGAUAACGAUGCCCACUUCCCAGGGUUUUGGCGAGGACUGAGUGGACCACAGUGAGAGCACCAUGCACACUGUGGACAUUUGCAGGUGCUUAGCAGCAGGAUUUCCCCAACCUUGUCUAGACACGGACCAUGCAAGGCCAUGUCUAGACAAGGCUGGGGAAAUCCUGUGCCGUGCAAGGCCUCCUUUAUGUGAGAAGUUGGGUCUGACCGUCCGCCAUCUCUGUUAGAACAUCUGGAAAACGCUUCUGAGCACAUUGUUUAUCUCAGGCACUGGGUCUCCUGGAAUAAUUCCUUCUCAGCCUGCCUUCUUCAUGCUUCAUCAAUGAUUCCUUCCUCUUCGAAGAAGAGGAGAGAGACAGAGAGGAAUAAGUUGAAUAGAGGAGGGGGAAGCUCUGAUUAGGGCCGUGGUGUAGGGAGGCCAUUGAAAGAGUUGGUAUGGGUGUGAUUCAGCAUGUCAGGAGCGUACGUAGAGAACUGAUGGGAAGAGAGAAAGGUUGAACAGGAAGAAAAUGAAAUUAAUCUUGGCAGUCAUGGCAUUAAGCACUAGGGAUUAGGAAGUAUCCUGGGAAUGCCAAAGCAUAAAGGUCAAGGUGUUUUGUAGACAUUUCCAGUUUUGUCUGAGGCUGUCGAAUUAGAUGAAAUAAACAAAUGAAAGUAUCUUUUUAUGCAGGCACAAAUGUCUCACUCUUGUGAUGAUUUUGUUGAAUGUGCUACUGAUAAGGAUGUGGGUAGCUGUGAAGGAAAUAUUUUUCUUGGGGUAUGUGAUAAGCAGUUGAUGAAACUAGGCCAGUGAGAGCGUGUGUGUCUAGAGAUUGUUCUGGUAGGGCAGGGGUUAGGCCUCAUGGCCUCUCCUCUCAGCCCUGCCCUAUUGUGCAGGGCCCUGUUGAAUAUGCUGCUUAACCUCUCUGCUCUGCCACUCGCUUUGGAAACUGGGAUUGCCACCCACUUUCGCUGAGCGUGCAGGGAGUGAAAUGAUUUAAGUGAUAGUCUCUUGCUCUGAGAUGCCACGAUAACCCGGAGCACACACACACGGAGGAGAAGGAUCCGGUUUUCUCAUGGCCACCAUCGUGUGUUUGCAGAGAGAUAGAGAAGAAUACCAGAUAAGACAGCCCCAGACUUCCCUCAUGACAGCUCAUUUGGUAUUACUGUGACACUCCAGAGUGCUCCCAUGACUGACAGUGUCAGUUGUGCUCUCAGGGGCUGGGGAUUAGGGGUUGGGGUGCAGAUUAGCCCUGUGCUUCUGCUGCAGAGCUCCGCUCACCAAGAAAAAGGCCAAGAGCCACGUGUAUUCCUGAGUGCAAAUUGCCUUUACAAAUUUGGGUCUGGACAGAUUCUUCAGCCACUAGAGGCCACUAGGCAGGGCUCCUAGGGCUGGAAUUCUCAGCUGUCUGCUCUCUCUGCCUUGCCUUGAAGCAUGGGUGAUGCAUCCAUAUUGGGCGACCAUCACAGUGUUGAUCCCUGAGCCUACCUAGAGUGUCUUAAUUCACAAGUCCUAGGGAAGCAUGGAAGUUCUGUGCAUAGUCAUGUCUACAAAGGCAUCUUUGUAGAGAUUAACUUUUUUUUUUUUAAACAUAAGGCUAUUCUAUAAGGUUUGACUGCUUCACAAAUAUUUACUCGAGAGUCUCCCUGCUCUUUAGCCUCUGUCUGCAACUCUUCUUUCUUCCCAAAUAUAAUAGGAUAAGCAGAAUGCUAACUGCUGGUACUGGUUUAAACAGCACACUUUGAAUAGAUCCAAGGACAACCUGGGCAUUCUAGUCUCAAGUGAGAGAAGAGGAGUGUCUUAGGGAAAUGCCUAUGCAGAUGCUUUGCUUUUUAUUCUCCUAUUUUUGGAGAACUCUCUCCAAAAUCAGUUAUUUCCUGCUGGGCGUGGAGGUGCCCACUGGAUACCUGAGGCUACCAUGUGUAGCCUCCUCUGCCCUUGCCUGGUGUUGGGACCUUGCUGGUACCUCCCUGACUGGGCCUGGAGUGUGUGUAAGGGCCCUGCUGUGAUGGUGGGAGUUGUUUUCACAUAGGACUGCAGGAUUCUUUCUCCAGCCUUCUCUUCCCCCGGCUUCACUGCACUGCCCCAUCCUCCCCCAGCAGAAAUGGAAAGAGUGGUUCCUGGUGACCACCUAGCCAAGCAGCCACCACUGAGGUCACAUUUUAGGGAAAUGUGAGGGGCCUGUUCCUCUGUUUAGAUGCAGCAUUUCUGCUCUUUGUAACUUACCCUUGGAAUUGCCAGUGAAUCACGGCCUGGGAAGUUCUUGUGAUUUAGAGUCCUGCACUUCCAGGAAGAGUUUUCUCUUGACGCCUUCUUUGACCCUUAGUUCCUGAUGAAGUUUUCAUGGCUUGGAAGUCCAGUCAGAAUUUGGGGGGUUAACACAAAAGAACACAAAAAUAUUGUUUCUAAGGUAUAAACUGGUAUAAACAUCAUAUCUCUAUGAAUUAGUCACAUGAUUAAUGUAGGCCAAAGAAAACAGGAAACAUAUAGAUAUGUUUGUAAAUUGAUGUUGUUUUGGUAUCUCUUUUGACCUCCUUCCCACAUUAGUAUUUGGCACUUGAUUUUAAUUUAGGUCAGUAAUAAUGCUCAUUACUGCUUGAGAACUCUGUGUGCAUCAAGCAAUAUGUUAUUUGCUUCACGUGGUUCUCUUUAAAUCUUACUAGCAAUUCUGUGAUGUUGAUGAUGUGAUUCUCAUCUUACAGAAGUGCAAAAUUGCUCAGGGGUGUUAAAUAACUUGCACGUCUGCAAAACCGGAAAGUGGUCUACAUAGACUCUGAGCCAGGCCUUGAAGAGUGUGUCCAUUACCUUCCACGUUUUUUGCCAGGUGCCUGGUAGAUUCAAGGUGGAGUGUUAUUGCUACAGAGUAUAGAAAUAAAAUCAAGAAGCUUACCAUGUCGGGAGAGUAAGAUAAACAACCAAAGAUAAUACAAGGACAGCUAUGAUAGAUACCAAAAAAGUGUUAUCAAGAAAGGUCAACUGAGGUGCAGUAGGGGCUAAGGGAAGAGGUUGAGAUCAUACACACCUAACUGGGGUCACCCAGGAAAAGUCUUCUUAGAGGUGGUGCACUUGAGGUGGGCCUCAUAGGACUGGCAGAAUCUUACUUGUGGGGUGGAUAAGGAAAGAUUUGUGGGUGGCAAUGACUGCCAGAUGCCCAGGUAAAUAAACAGGCUCAUAAAGAAACUAUUAGAUUAUAUAUAUGCAUGUAUGUGUAUGUGUACAUGUGUGUAUUGUGUAUGCCUGGAUACACUCACAGUUAUAUUCAUUAUGAAAACCUUCUAUAUCUUCCAAAGCAAAAGGCUAAUGACUUUAAGUAGCAACGUUGUCCAAACUGUGUUCUCUAGUUCUCCUGAGAACAGAAACACCUCUGAGCAAUACUUAAUAGACGUUCAUGUUUAUACAGGUAGGAAUGAGGUGUUUUUAAAAUUUUCUUUUCUUCAGGCAUCUGUGAAUGAGGCCUCUCCCUCUUUUUGUUUUUUAAGUAUCUGUUUCUAUUUUCUAGCAUGUUGAAACAUAGACUUCCUGUUUCUGCUUGAUUUUGAAUAUACUCCUGUUUGCUUGUCACAGGUAAUCUUGAGUUUCUGUGUAGCUGUAGUUUACAGGGAGCAAGUGCAGGCAGCAACGAGUCCAUCCCUGUUGUGAAUGUGGAGACCUCUCUGGACUUACAAUUAAAGGCUGCAUAAUGCAUUCCACUACAAGUGACGAAACCCAGCUCCCAGAAUAACAAGCAAGACAACUUUUCAAAGUGACUGUUGUUGACCAGUGCCUUCUGUGCAUUUAUGUGUUAAGCUUAAGGUAGAUUUUUCAAAAGGAUAGUAGAAAUUAUUUUGAAUUCUUCUUGAGAAGGACUGAGUCUCCCCGAAGGUGAUGCAGGCGCCGUAGUGCACACGUCAACAGGGUGAUUGCGUGCGUUCCUCACGUCUGUAUGACUCUACCAAGAUACUGUGAAGUUGUCCUUCUAAUUGUAUACAGGGAGAAUAUGCUGAAACUAGUGGCCACAGAUGUCUUUAAUUCCAAAAACCUGGCCGUUCAGGCACAGAAGAAGAUCUUGGGUAAAAUGGUGUCCAAAUCCAUUGCCACCACGUUAAUAGACGACACGAGCAGUGAGGUGCUGGAUGAGCUCUACAGAGUGACCAGGGAGUACACCCAAAACAAGAAGGAGGCAGAGAAGAUCAUCAAGAACCUCAUCAAGACAGUCAUCAAGCUGGCCAUUCUUUACCGGAAUAAUCAAUUUAAUCAAGAUGAGCUAGCAUUGAUGGAGAAGUUUAAGAAGAAAGUUCAUCAACUUGCUAUGACCGUGGUCAGUUUCCAUCAGGUGGAUUAUACCUUUGACCGGAAUGUGUUAUCCAAGCUGUUAAAUGAAUGCAGAGAGAUGCUACACCAAAUCAUUCAGCGUCACCUCACCGCCAAGUCACAUGGACGGGUUAAUAAUGUCUUUGAUCAUUUUUCAGAUUGUGAAUUUUUGGCUGCCUUGUAUAAUCCUUUUGGGAAUUUUAAACCCCACUUACAAAAACUAUGUGAUGGUAUCAACAAAAUGUUGGAUGAAGAGAACAUAUGAGCACGUGAGUUAAGAUUGUGACUGAUCAUGAUUUAUUUGAAGAUGGAGCACUGCUGAUUUAUGAAGGAAAAAAGAAUUUUCUAAACAUUACAUGUAUUUCAGAAAGACUUUGCCCAAUUCAGUUGUCAGACAUAAUGAUUUAUUUGAAGGCUUGUUUUAUUUGAAGAAAAGCAUAUUUCGAAAAACUCUGGUUACAAGCUUCCUAACGGGUAACAGACCAUGGGAGAGAUGUGUGGUUGGGUAAUGCAUAUGUAGUUAUACAAAGAAAAAUAGAUAUGGCUCCAGACCCGAACACUCUUUUAUAGGGCAUUUGUUGUGUUGAUGGCACAUUGGAUAUUUCUAACAUGUACAAAGUUAUGUAUUUUGAUUUACUUUCAUUUCUUGCUAUGCAUAUGUACUUUUCUUAAAACGCCAGGAACUUUCUCUUGCUAUCAUUGCUCCUUUUAAAACAAUCCAAUUUUCAUGUCUACGGCUGCUUGUUUUGUUAAAAAGAAAAUGGCUUAUCUGAAAUCAGUACUGUGGAAAUGAACUCUAUUCGCUAUUAUGAAUAAUGUCCAGUGUAAGAAUGCGCUUCUGGAAUUGAGUUCUACUUUUAAGUACCAAUGAUACUUCAGCUUUUCAAAAAUGUGAUGGUGUGUCAUUGCCUUGAAAUGCUUGCCUAGGGCUUCUUUUAUGUUAUCUUAAAAUGUGCUAGUGAAUUCUCCAUUUUUUACAUCCAUUUCACAUGGAAGAGACAAAAAAUCUAGAUUGGUCUUGAUAUUGGGAUAAUAAAAAGUAAGUAGCAUUAAGAAAGGUAAAACAACCGUCUUACAGAUGAACUCAUUAAAACAAUGUAGGGGAAUGAGGGGCAAAGGGGAGAAAAGACAUCGCUAAAGAACAUGAGCAUAAAAAUGAGUGCAUUUCAGUGUUUAAGAAGGUUUGAUAAAUAAAGAAUGUCACUUUUUUAUUUAACUGAUAAGGUUUUCUGUUAUUUUUUACUUUGAUGAGUAAACCAAAAAAUAUUUGCAUUUCAAGCAGUUUGUAUGUUUCUAUAUAAUUUUCUGUGUAUAAAUAAUAAAGUAGGCAUUUGCUUAUUUUGUAAAAAAGAAAUGAAAAUCUGCUGGCCAGCUAUGUCCUCUAGGAAAUGACAGACCCAGCCACCAGCAAUAAAUAUUUGCAUUGUCA